GGCAAGCAAACUGAGGCACAGAAUGGUCAAGAGCCUUAGCCAGCUUCCUUUAUACACUUUACUUCUGGAAACUGUCUUCUUGACACUCCUCCUCCCCAACAGGAUUGACUAGAGCCCCGUUGAUUAGCCUGCGGCUCCCUGGAUGCCGCCACGUCCCUGUGUUGGGCUGCUGUGAGGAGCGAGAUGACUGAGUAUACAGCGUGGAUGGACGCGCGCUUGACAUGCCACUGCUAAAGCUGUGAAGAUGUCUGACAAGAAGCACAUCGCUGCCAGAGCUUCCCUUAUUGAGCAGCUGGUGUCUCAAAGGGAUUUUGAGGAUCUUGGCAGCCACCUCACUGAGCUCGAAACUCUUCAAGUGACUAAGGAACACCUCCAAGAGACCGAUGUGACCAGGGCUGUGCACAGAGUCCUUAAAAACUGCCCCACGGUGUCUUUGAGGAGGAGAGCCAAACAUCUGCUGUCAGACUGGAAGGCUCUGUAUCAACCUCAGGACAGUCCUAGUUCAUUCCCUGUGGGUGGGGAAAAAGAAGGCAGUCCAGGGCUCGCUCUUGACCCAAGGCAACAGGAGUCAGUAGGCGUCUCUAUUUCUGAUUCUUUGCCCCUACCCCAAGAUGUUCUGACAGAGGCCACGAAAACGCCUGGAAACGGCGCUGGCCAAGUGGGACCUCCAGAAAAACAGUUCAGGAGGGGCAGUGACAAGAGAGCCAGUGAGCUGCUGGGCCCCACAGCGCCGGUGAGAACCAAGUGCACAGAACUGUUAUAUGAAGCUCUGGCCGCUUCUUCUGCAGGCCAGCCCACAGCUACCUUGCGGCGAGACUUCGCGAGACAAAUUGAAGACUGCAGCCAGUGCAAAACCUCUCACUACGACAGCUUCGCCUCUCUCAGAGGUGUUGACUGUAAGGACCUCGGCUUCAGAAGGUACCUUCUGGCUGGCAGAACCCACGACAACUUCAUCUGUCCCAUUCGCAUUGUUUGA
Messenger RNA from Erinaceus europaeus (western European hedgehog), 976 nucleotides. RefSeq names its product transcription elongation factor A N-terminal and central domain containing (gene TCEANC). Lineage: Eukaryota; Metazoa; Chordata; Mammalia; Eulipotyphla; Erinaceidae. The record is from RefSeq and is a predicted model, not a curated record. The coding region runs from base 245 to 976 and encodes 243 amino acids. The transcript is spliced from 4 exons.